This is a messenger RNA of Nicotiana tabacum (common tobacco), 1106 nucleotides long. The record is from RefSeq and is a predicted model, not a curated record. Lineage: Eukaryota; Viridiplantae; Streptophyta; Magnoliopsida; Solanales; Solanaceae.
CCAGAAAAUACUAUCCUUCUAGACAACGACUCACCCUGCCUGUCCAACCUGGGUCAAAAGAGAGGCCAACUGUUCUUCACUACAAGAAGAGUCUCAAUGAAUAUAUUAAUGGGGGCACGAAUGAGUUAACCAUAGUUUUCAAGGAUCUUGGUCCGCAGGUUAAGUAUAGUACACUUUUCUUCUGGGAGUAUCUAGGUCCUCUGGUACUCUAUCCUAUCAUUUACUACUUUCCAGUCUACAAAUUUUUCGGCUACAAAGAAGAACGUGUUAUCUACCCUGUCCAGACAUAUGCCAUGUAUUACUGGUGUUUCCACUACUUCAAACGGAUCAUGGAGACCUUUUUUGUGCACCGGUUCAGCCAUGCCACUUCUCCACUUUCCAAUGUUUUCCGGAACUGUGCCUAUUAUUGGUCUUUUGGAGCUUUCAUUGCUUACUAUGUGAAUCACCCUCUUUACACUCCUGUAAGCGAUCUCCAGAUGAAGAUUGGAUUUGGUUUUGGGUUAGUUUGCCAAGUUGCAAACUUCUAUUGCCAUUUAUUGUUGAGAAAUCUCCGAAGUCCCAGUGGUAAUGGAGGUUACCAAAUACCAUACGGCUUCUUGUUCAAUAUUGUUACCUGUGCCAAUUACACAACGGAGAUCUACCAGUGGUUGGGCUUCAACAUUGCUACUCAGACAGUUGCAGGCUAUGUCUUCAUGGUUGUUGCUGCUAGCAUUAUGACAAACUGGGCCCUUGGAAAGCAUCGUCGUUUGAGGAAGCUCUUUGAUGGAAAGGAAGGAAGACCAAAGUAUCCUCGGCGAUGGGUGAUAUUGCCUCCUUUCCUUUAGAAAUGUGGGGAAGCCGGAGAAUUGUUCAUUUAGUUGCCCAUUUUCUGUGAACCUGCAGCUUUUGAAGGUUUAUGUUUCUCAUUUAAGGAUUUAAUACUUCAUCAGAUUUUUCCCUUGGUUCUCUUGUAUUUCUGUUCCAUGUCUUAGCUUCUUUUUAGACCAGACGAUGUUUGAGUGAGUUCAUUUUUGUAGUUCUCACUUCUUUGUGAUGUUUUCAAAAACCAUCUUUGUUACCCUCAGUUGUUGGAUUAAUCUAUUGUUUAUGACAGUGAUCUUAUAAUA